Molecule: messenger RNA, 483 nt
Organism: Rhodotorula toruloides NP11
Lineage: Eukaryota; Fungi; Basidiomycota; Microbotryomycetes; Sporidiobolales; Sporidiobolaceae
Product: protein of unknown function DUF3602
Exons: 3
Coding region: 1-483 (160 amino acids)
Source: RefSeq, a predicted model, not a curated record
AUGGCGGCCCUCGUGAGCAAGAUCAAGAGCGUCGUCAGCCCGAACCACACCUCGGAGCAAGGCGAGCGCGGCAGGCAUGCACCUGCACACCCUUCUCACUUGAACCCGGACCACGAAGACCGCGCCCGCUCGGCCAGUCGCGGACGAGGACUUGUCACCACCGGUCGCGGCGGCGCGGGAAACAUGUCACGCUCUCGCGCCCGCGACGCCGACUCGGCGGAAGAAGCCGCCGAAGUCGCAGCCGCCCGCUCUCGUUCCCGCUCUCGCGUUCGCGCACAGCACCACGGCGAGGACUUGCCUGUCGCUGCAGGCAGGGGCGGACUCGGGAACGUCCGUGGCGAGAGCAAGGACGCGAGGAGCCGCGAGAGGGAGGCCAAGAUCGAGGAGGAGGACAAGGAGGCGGAGGAGAGGUGGGGAGCGAAGCACAAGGCGGACGAGCACCUCACCGGACGCGGAGGAUUGGGUAAUAGGGAACACCGUUGA